Molecule: messenger RNA, 862 nt
Organism: Drosophila ficusphila
Lineage: Eukaryota; Metazoa; Arthropoda; Insecta; Diptera; Drosophilidae
Product: cuticle protein 16.5
Exons: 2
Coding region: 107-862 (251 amino acids)
Source: RefSeq, a predicted model, not a curated record
ACACGAAUUUAAUUUGCCAGCUGGCCGUGAAAUUUGGCAAGACAUUUGCGAUUUCUGGCUAUAAAAACAGACGAUUGGUUCCUACAGUCUAUCUAAUAAACCCAAAAUGGCUUUCAAGUACGUCCUGUUGUCCUUCGCCGCUCUGGUGGGCGUGGCAAGUGCUGGUUACCUGGCUCCUGCCACCGCCUACGCCGCUGCCCCGAUUCCCGUGGUGGCCAAGGUGGCCCAGCCGCACUUCGAUGCCGUCGGCACCACCCAGCAGAAUGUGGUGCGCUCCUUCGGCGGCACCGUGUCCACCUACUCCAAGAACGUGGUCACCCCGUACUCCAGUGUCAGCAAGGUGGACUCCCGCAUCACCAACAAUGUCUACACCCCCAAGACCCUCUACUCCGCUCCCGCUCCCGUGAUCACCAAGUCCUUCUACGCCGCCGCUCCUGCCCCAGUUGUUGCCAAGACCGUGUACUCCGCUCCCGCUCCAGUUGUGGCCAAGACCGUGUACUCCGCCCCCGCUCCAGUCUACGCUGCUGCGGCUCCAGUUGUGACCAAGGCUGUGUACUCCGCUCCCGCUCCAGUUCUGGCCAAGACCGUCUAUGCUGCUCCUGCUCCCGUGGUGGCCAAGACCGUGUACUCUGCUCCCGUGGCCAAGGCUGUCUACGCUGCGCCUGCUCCAGUGGUGGCCAAGACUGUCUACUCUGCUCCUGCCCCAGUUUACUCUGCUCCUGCUCCAGUUUACUCCGCUCCUGCUCCAGUCUAUUCCGCUCCCGUGGUGGCCGCCGCUCCCGCCGCCUUCGUGAAGUACUCUCCAGCUGCUGUGGUCGCCCACGCCAGCUUCGAUGGAUUCGGCUCCCACUGGGGAUACUAG